CCACAGCUGCCACCUCCGCCUCCUCCUCGGCUGCCUGCUUCCUCCUGGCGCAUCCCUGAACCCGCGCUCGCUCCCGCUCCGGCUUCCGCGGAGUCGCCAUGAGCGGCGGUGCCGCUCGCUUGCCGCCGCCCCUCCACGGGCCGAGCCUGCCGGACCCGGGAGCGCGCAGCCAGGGACGGGGUAGCCCUACCGGCCACGGCGCACCCCGUGCCGCCCCGGGAGCCAGAGGCCCGCCACCAGGUAGCAUUGGUACACCCUUUCAAUGCCACUCAAUCCAUCAAGAUCACAUUUGUAAUGAUGACAGUGACAAGAGCGAAGACAGUCCUAGUCCCAAGCGACAACGCCUUUCCCAUUCAGUCUUUGACUAUACAGCAGCAUCUCCAGCUCCGUCACCACCAAUGCGACCAUGGGAGAUGACAUCAAAUAGGCAGCCUCCUUUGGCUCGGCCCAGUCAACACCACUUCUCAGGGGAACGAUGCAACACACCUGCACGAAACAGGAGGAGUCCUCCUGUUCGACGUCAGAGAACAAGGAGAGAUCGUUUGUCUAGGCAUAAUUCUAUUAAUCACGAUGAAAACUAUCGCCAUCUCUCCUAUGGACAGCAACAGGCAAUAGAAGAGCCCCGAGCCUUUCACCCUCCAAAUGUAUCUCCCCGUAUAUUGCACCCAGCUGCUCAUCCACCACAGCAGAAUGCAGUGAUGGUUGACAUUCAUGAUCAGAUCCAUCAGGGCACAGUUCCUGUCUCAUACACAGUGACCACGGUGGCUCCGCAUGGGAUACCACUUUGCACAGGCCAGCACAUCCCAACAUGCAGCACACAGCAGGUUCCAGGGUGCUCAGUGGUUUUCAGUGGGCAGCACCUUCCGGUUUGCAGUGUGCCUCCCCCAAUGCUUCAGGCGUGUUCGGUCCAGCACCUACCUGUACCAUAUGCAGCAUUUCCACCCCUCAUUUCUAGUGACCCAUUCCUUUUGCAUCCUCCUCAUAUGUCUCCACACCAUCCUCCUCACUUGCCUCCUCCAGGACAGUUUGUUCCUUUCCAAGCACAGCAGUCACGGUCGCCACUUCAAAGAAUAGAAAAUGAAGUAGAACUGCUUGGAGAACAUCUUCCUGUAGGAGGUUUUACAUACCCUCCGUCAGCCCAUCCACCAACAUUGCCUCCCUCAACUCCUCUCCAAUUUUUAACCCAUGAUCCUUUACACCAGGAGGUGCCAUUUGGUGUACCUUAUUCACCUUUUAUGCCUCGAAGACUCACAGCGCGCAGCAGAUACCGAUCACAGCAGCCAAUACCACCACACCCAUACCAUCCCAGCCUGUUACCUUAUGUGCUAUCAAUGCUCCCAGUGCCACCUGCAGUUGGACCAGCUUUCAGCUUUGAGUUGGAUGUGGAAGAUGGAGAGGUGGAAAACUAUGAGGCAUUGCUGAAUUUAGCAGAACGUCUGGGAGAGGCCAAACCACGAGGAUUAACAAAGGCAGACAUUGAACAGCUUCCAUCCUACAGGUUCAAUCCAAACAACCACCAGUCAGAACAGACGUUGUGUGUGGUGUGCAUGUGUGAUUUUGAGUCAAGGCAGCUACUUAGAGUCUUACCCUGUAACCACGAGUUCCAUGCCAAGUGUGUCGAUAAAUGGCUGAAGAGCCCCUGAUCUGCAGAUUGCUGGAAGUUAGAAGAACAUGUCAGGGAAGUAUCAUGCAUGCUUGUCCUGUUUUUAUGCUCUUUCUUACCUGCCGUCAGUGUCAAGAGUCAGACAAGUAUGUUGAAUCAAGCUUUUUGGGGAGUCAGUGUGGCAGUUCUACAGUUAGAUUCAGUAUUUUCAACUGGUAAAGAACUGGCAGAACAGAAAAGUGAAAAAAGCAGAUUUAGUUUAGUCUUUAUAAUCAUAGAUGUACUGUAGUAGUGGUGAAAUAGCUUUUUUCUGGUGUUCCUGUCCCAGCUUAUAAUAGAAACUAUGUAUUUUCUAAUGGAUCUUCACAUGUGGUGUUUUCUGAACAUUGUCUAAUCAUAGAAAAACCCUAUGAACCUAAGAGUGUCAGCUACAUGGGAGAAUGAGGUGAAAGAUACGCAAUCUGAACCUAAAGGGGAUGUAGUUAUAUCCACCUGAAACUGUUUGUGUUGACAUCGUGUAUUCAGAGCUGGAUGCAAAAUAAGCUAGACAAGGUUAAAGCAUUGCAGUGUAGGAUUCCUAAGGCAGGGUAUUUACAGCAUGUGGGUUUAGUUGCACUGCUACGGAGAUGGUGUUUGGAAAGAAAGAUUAUUUCACUUUGCAAAUAUAAGAAAUAACCUGUAACACCACCCUGUUUUAGUUACAGCCUCUGUCUAAACUUGUUAACAGUUAAAACAGCAAACAUCUGGAAGUGAAGAUAAUUGACAGAUAUCUUGUGCUAUAGCUUUGCAUCUGUCCAUUCAUUUAUAUAUUUGACAACUUGUUUUGUAUGUUGAUAGUGUUGAUUAUGUCCACAUCCACUUAAUUCACAUCAUCCAGCUGACAUCAAGUUGAUAAAUUCUGCAAGGGAAGGUAAAAAUUGUAGCUUUCAGUACUUGUAACUUUUUUUCCACAAAGUGGGAAAAAAACAAAACCCAACAUUUUGUCCUCCUGCUUUUGUGAAGAAGGUAUUUGCUAUCUAGGAAUAUUUCUAGAACUAGUUCUGGAACUGUGGAGUUACGUUGAUUCUUUUAAGUUUCACCAUGUUGUUAGUGAAAGAUGUAAAUAAGAGUUCAGAGAUCCAAUCUGAUUCUUUAAAAAAAAUCUUUAUUCCAUUGCCUGUUGGUGAUGAUAGAGGAAAAAAAAAUGUAUCUAAGAAAGUGGCUUGUCUAUGCAUGAAAGUUUUGAUCUACCCUGCCUCUAUAAUGCUAUGUACAGUAUCACUCACUGUGAGUGUUUGUUUAUAGUGCAUUAGGUACCCAACUUCAAUUUAUACUUCCCUGUUUAAGCAAGGUUAAAGACUUGUAAGAGAAGAUGUAAUAGAGUGGAGGAAACAGAAUUAAUAGGGAGGUUAUUCUUUUGCUUUUCAUAGUAUUGUUAACUCUCAUAUUUCACAUUUUAUUGUUAUUUCUUAAUAUCCUAAGUCCUUUGUUCAAAUACGAAUACAUGAGAAAUCUCUUCUUUUGUAAAGUAAGGAUUAGUUAUCAUUCUAAAGGACAGCUUGAAAACAUGACCUGUCUUCCCCUGAGGUGAAGAUAACAAGGAAAACUGAUCUCAUAGGAAAUGAUGUAUUAUAUAUGAGAAAAAUUGUAACUAUAGUUUAACUUUGUUCUGACUAAUACCAGAGUUUUAAAGGAUUCUAGUAGAUCCUAAAAGAUCUAUUUUUCUAAAUGCAGUUUACUUGAGCUAUGAAUUUCUAUAAAAUAUAAAAAAAGAAAUUGGUUAGUUCAUUGAACAUACAGCUCUCUCUCUUUAUAGUACAGAAAGUUUUCUUGAAUGAGUGGCUAGUUAGAAGGUUAAUCUUACAAUAUUAUGUCUCUCUUAUUUGUCUUUUUGCGCCAAGGAGUCACAUUAAAUGCCGGAAAGGGAGAAUGAAUUUCAUGAAAAGCACAAGAAUGCAACUAAAUUUAAACCCAGAUGUUCAUGCAGGAUCUUGAAGAGUUGCCUAAAAAUCAGUGUUGCAGUAUCUAUGAGUAUUCAUUUUAUCCUGGCACAGUGCAUUUUUUUCUGCAAUUCCAAUAAAAAAAUUAUUCCCACUGAAUGCUGUGUUUCAUGAUACAGAUGGUGGAUACCUCAUUAUUUAUCUAAGCAAAUACCUCUUGUUUCAUUAAACCAUUGAAUUUUGAAGGACAUGCCUUAUUACUUUAGAAAUCAUAUUAUCAGAUUGGUGCAAAAGUAAUUACAGUUCCGGACCAUGAAUUUUAAAUCAUUAUAGCUAGGCUUUAUUAAUCAAAAUAGGAACCAUUACAAUGAACACAUUCUUGCGAACAAGAUAUAACUUUGUUUAUUCCUGCAGUGUAAACAUCUGUGCUUCAGGAUUUGCUGAGCUCUCAGAAAGCAUUUUCUGCAUCCUGCUGGUCGUGAAAGUGUUUUCCCUGCAAAAAGUUGUCAAGAUGCUUCAAGCAGUGGUGGUUGGUUGGCAAGAGAUCAGGUGAUAUAGCAGAUGAGGCAAAACUUCAUAGCCCAAUUCAUUCAACUUUUGAAGCGUCAGUUGUGUGACAUGUGGUUGAGCAUUCUCUUUGAGAAGAAUUGGACCCUUUCUGUUGACCAAUGCCAGCUGCAGAUGUUGCAGUUUUCGGUGCAUCUCUCAGAAUCACAGAAUUGACUGGGUUGGAAAAGACCUCAGAGAUCAUCAAGUCCAACCCUUGGUCCAACUCUAGUCCAUUUACUAGAUCAUGGCACUAAGUGCCAUGUCCAGUCUCAAUUUAGAAAUCUCCAGGGACGGCGAGUCCACUACCUCCCUGGGCAGGCCAUUCCAAUGCCUGACCACUCUCUCUGGAAAGAAUUUCUUUCUAAUAUCCAGCCUAAAUUUCCCCUGGCAGAGUUUAAGCCCAUGCCCCCUUGUCCUAUUGGUAACUGCCUGGGAGAAGAGACCAAUCCCCACCUGGCUAUAACUUCCCUUUAGGUAGUUACAGAGAGUGAUGAGGUCACCUCUAAGCCUCCUCUUCUCUAGACUAAACAACCCCAGCUCCCUCAGCCUCUCCCCAGAGGUCUUGUGUUCAAGUCCCUUCACCAGUCGUGUUGCUCUUCUCUGGACCCGCUCCAGCACUUCAAUAUCUUUCCUGAACUGAGGGGCCCAGAACUGAACAUAAUACUCCAGGUGUGGCCUCACCAGUGCAGAGUACAGGGAAGGAUCACUUCCCUUGUCCUGCUGACCACGCUAUUUUUGAUACAGGACAGGAUACCAUUGGCCUUCUUGGCCACCUGGGCACACUGUUGGCUCAUGUUGAGCUUCCUGUCAAUUAGUACCCCCAGGUCCCUUUCUGUCUGACUGCUCUCCAGCCACUCUGUGCCCAGCCUGUAGCGCUGCAGGGGGUUAUUGUGGCCAAACUGCAGGACCCAGCACUUGGCCUUGUUGAACUUAAUCCCAUUGGAAUCAGCCCAUUUUUCCAAUCUAUCCAGAUCCCUCGGCAGAGCCCUCUUGCCUUCCAGCAGGUUGACACUCCAUCCCAGCUUGGUGUCAUCAGCAAAUUUGCUGAUGAUGGUCUCAAUCCCCUCAUCUAAAUCAUCAAUAAAGAUGUUAAACAGGACUGGACCCAACACUGACCCCUGGGGGACACCACUAGUGACUGGCCGCCAGCUAGAUGCACCAGCACUCUCUGGGACCGGCCCUCCAGCCAGUUCUUAACCCAGCAGAGAGUGCACUUGUCCAAGCCAUGGGCUACCAGCUUUUGCAGGAGUAUAUUAUGGGAGACAGUGUCAAAGGCUUUGCUGAAAUCUAGAUAGACCACGUCUACAGCUUUCCCCUCAUCCAGCAGGUGGGUCACCUGAUCAUAAAAGAUCAGGUUGGUCAGACAGGACCUGCCCCUCCUAAACCCAUGCUGGCUGGGUCUGAUCCCUUGUCCAUCCUGAAGGUGCUGUGUGAUUCCAUUCAGGAUGAUCUGCUCCAUAACCCUGACAGGCACCGAGGUCAGGCUGACAGGCCUGUAGUUGCCAGGGUCAGCUUUGCAGCCCUUUUUGUGGAUUGGGGUAACAUUUGCCAAUUUCCAAUCAUAUGGGACCUCCCCAGUGAGCCAGCACUGUUGGAAGAUGAUGGAGAGUGGCUUGGCAAGUUCUUCUGCUAGCUCCCUCAUCACCCUAGGAUGGAUCCCGUCUGGUCCCAUAGACUUGUGAGGAUCCAGAUGGCUCAGUAAGUCACCAACUAUUUCCUCCUGGAAUACAAGGGAACUAUUUGGCUUCCUAUCUCUGUCAACCACCUCCAGAGGCCAGUUGUCCUGAGGGCCACCUGUCUUACUGGUAAAAACUGAGGCAAAGUAGGUAUUAAGUACCUCAGCUUUCUCCUCAUCUUUGUUAACUAUAUUUUCCUCAGAGUCCAACAGAGAAUGGAGGUUUUCCUUGCCCCUUCUUUUGUUAUUAACAUAUUUAAAGGACUUUUUAUUAUCCCUAACAGAAUUGGCCAAAUUAACUUUAAAUUGCACUUUUGUUUCCAUUAUUUUUUUUCUGCACGAUCUAGCUAUUUCCAUAAAUUCUUCAUAAGUAGCCAGCCCUUUUUUCCACAGUCGGUAAACUCUCUUUUUAUUUCUGAUUUCCUUCAGAAUCUCCCUGUUCAGCCAAGCUGGUUAUCUUCCCCGCCGGCUAGCCUUUCAGCACACUGGUAUAGCCUGUUCCUGUACACUCAAAACCUCCUGCUUGAAGCAUGUCCAACCCUCCUGGGCCCCCUUGUUUUUAAGAAUUGUUUCCCAGGGUAUGCUCUGAAUAGGCAAAAAUCUGCCCUCCGGAAGUCCAUUUUAGAGGUUUUUAUUAAUGGCUCUCCUUGCAUCUCUGAGUAUUGAAAAUUCUAUUAUUUCAUGGUUGCUAUGCCCCAGGCAUCCUCCAACCACUGCCUCACCCACCAGCCCUUCUCUGUUUGUAAACAGUAGGUCUAGCAGGGCCUUACCCCUGGUAGCCUCAUUUACCAGCUGAUGAAGGAAAUUGUCCUCUAUACACUCUAGGAAAUUCCUAGACUGCCUCUUCUGUGCAGUAUUGAGCUCUCAGCAGAUAUCCGGCAGGUUAAAGUCACCCACAAGAACAAGGGCCGUCGAUUUUGAGACAUCUGUCAGCUGCUUGUAGAAUAAUUAAUCUCCUCCAUCAUCCUGGUUGGGCGGUCUAUAACAGACACCCACAAGGAUGUCAGUCUUGUUGGACUUGAUUCUGGUCCACAGACACUCAGCUGUGUCACUGCUGACCUCAAGUUUAACAGAGUCAAGAAACUCUCUAACAUAAAAAGCCACCCCUCCACCUCUCUUACCCUGCCUGUCUUUUCUGAAGAGUUUGUAACCACACAUAGCAGCACUCCAGUCAUAUUAGUCAUCCCACCAUGUUUUUGUGAUGGCAACUAUGUCAUAGCUUUCCUGCUGCAUGAUGGCUUCCAGCUCCUCUUGUUUGUUGCCCAUACUGCGUGCAUUAGUGUACAUGCACUUCAAGUGGGCUGCUGAUUUCACUCUUAAUUCAGGCUUUCCAUCCUUAGGCUGAUCUUUGGAGAGCCCAGUUUCAAUUCCUUCCCCCUUCAAACCUAGUUUAAAGCCCUCCUGAUCAGCCCUGCCAACUUAUGGGCUAUAGUCCCCUUGCUCUUCCUAGAAGGAUGAAGCCCAUCUGAUUUGAGGAGACUAGGUACCACAGAGCUUGCCCCAUGGUCAAAAAACCCAAAAUUUUUAUGCUGACACCAAUCCUUUUGCCACCUGUUAAUGAGAUGGGCUUUUCUACUCCUCUCUUUAUUUAGCUCCUCAUCUACCCCAGAUAGCACAGAAACUGAGGCAAAUAUCACCUCUGCUCCUGUCCCAUGAACUGACCAACCCAGUGCUUUAAAGUCUUUAAUUGUCUUGGUACUUCUUCUAUUCAUGUCCUCACUGCCAGCUUGGACUACUAACAGGGGAUAAUAGUCUGAGGGCUGAAUUAUCUCAGGAAGUCUUCUAUUAAUGUUCCUCACCCAGGCCCCAGGAAGGCAGCAGACCUUCCUGUGGGAUGGCUCUGGGCGACAUAUAGGGCCCUCUGUUCCCCUCAGAAGGGAGUCGCCGACUACAACCACCCUUCUUUGUUUUUUUCUUAUAGCUGCAGUUGUAAUCCUUUCUGUAGAUGAGGUCCAUCCAGGAGGCUCUCCAGGCAGAUCUUCUUGGCUGUUCUCUGCCUGAUUUUCUGGGUCCAGGGCCUCGUAUCUAUUUGUUAAGGGCACCAAGGGUGGUGAUGGGGUUCGAGAGAGGGUUCUUUUACCUCUCCGAUCAGGGACUUGUUUCCAUUCCACCCCAUCAAUUAGGUCUGCUCUAUCUGCCUUAUGGCAGGAGGGACAGGGCUUUGCCAUCUCCUGUUGCACACCCUUAGGAGUCAUGCUUCUCAGAUGGAAUGGUUUCACCAGGAUUCAGAAAGCUAUAGUCGAUCAGAUCAUCAGCAGACCACCAAGCAGUGACCAUGACCUUAUUUUAGUGCAAGUUUGGUUUUGGGAAGUGCUUCGGAGGUUCUGCUGAGUCCAGCCACUGAGCUGGUCAUCACCAGUUGUCAUAUAAAAUCCACUUUUCAUUGCACAUCACAAUCUGAACAAGAAAUGAUUCUUUGUUGUUCUGUAAAAUAAGAGAAGACAACACUUCAAAACAAUGAUUCAUUUGAUUUUCAGUCAGCUCAUGAGGCACCCAGUUAUCGGGCAUUUUCACCUUACCAAUUUCCUCCAAAUGCCAAAUAACCAUAGAAUGGUCAACGUUGAGUUCUUUGACAAUUUCUUGUGUAGUUGCAGUAUCAGAUUCAGUAUCAGUAGUUGCAGAGGAUCAGCUUCGAUGAUUGCUCUCAGUAGGUCAUUGUCAACUUCCAAUGGCCAGACACUACAUGCCUCAUCCUCAAGGCUCUUGACUCCUUUGUGAAACUUCUUGAACCACCACUGCACUGUAGGUUUGUUAGCAGUUCCUGGGCCAAAUGCAUUGUUGAUGUUGCAAGUUGUCUCCACUGCUUCACUACUCAUUUUGAAUUCAAAUAAGAAAAUCACUCUAAUUUGCUUUUUAUCUAACAUCAUUUCCAUAGCCUAAAAUAAAUAUAAACAGCAAGUUAUACGUCAUUAACAAAAAAAAAAAAAAAAAGGCACAUUAAAAUCAUGUGUAACAUAACCACAUUUAUUUAAGAAUGUAUUCCAGUAUCAAACAGCAAAUUUCAACAAUGCAAGAACUGCAAUUACUUUUGCACCAACUUAAUAGCUGAAUUGUACUUAGAAUAAUGCAAAUACAAAGUAGAGACCAAGUAAUGGCAUUGUCUUCAAGUAAUUUCAAAACUGUUAGUGAAAGAGUAAUAAAUACAUUUUGGAUUGGUUCUUCAAUCCAUGCUUUACAAAAACCAAAGUGAUAAUAACCAUGAUAUAAACUAUAAACCAGUAGUAGUAACAGUAGUAAUCGAUAGAAAAAAUAUGCCGUCAUUUUAACUUGCAUUACUAGAUAAUGUUUUUCAGUAAUUACAUGUUAAUUUCAUUGGCAUUUAUUGUUUUAAUUUGAAAUUCAUGACAAUGAUUUCUGAAUUCUGUCCUGCAGAACCACAUUUCUUGAUGCUCUAACUUGUCUUUUCAUUGGAAAAACUGGCUACCUUAGAAAAACUUGGAGUUGACAGUGCUUGGUCCUGCAGUUUUGGUAACCAUGAAAUACAGAAUUUGUGGCAGGGAAUCCUGAGUUAUUUUCACUCUCUCCUUUUCAGUGGAAAUGUUUUAUCAUUGUUGGUUUUGGUUUGGGAUUUUUCUCAUCAUUUGCUAAAAUGAAAUUAGCCUUUUUAUGAAAAGGGGGAUGAGAAGACAGAAAUACUUUCCCAGUAGCUUAAGAAAUGUUGCGUCUUAUAUUUUCAAGGAAGCUAUAAAAGUAGAAGAAUCACAGGACAUCUUUUCAGUGAUUGCUUUGCUGAAGGACUGAAUUUAGACCUGCCUUAUCUGUGUUAAUACCUUUUUUCUCAGGUCGUCUUAUGUCUUUUUUUUUUUUUCCUUUUUUUCAUCUCUUAACUAAAGCCUCUUCCCUUUCUCCCUGGUCCGCUUUCAGCUUUGACCAAAUCUAUGUGACUGGUUUCUAGUCUGGUUUUGGAGGAUUUCUUUGCAGCACACAGUACAGCUUCUUAGUUGCCUCCAUGUGAUUGCAAUGGACUAUAACUAUGAAUUUGCAUUAAUAAAACCACCAUCACUUAGAUAAAGUCUAGUUUGUUGUUUUGUUUUAUCUCUAAAGAGGCACAAUUAUUUUAUUGGAAACAUAAUUUUCAAUUGACAAACUUACCACACCACUGUAACAUAACCAAACAAACUAAAAAAAGGCAUAAGCACACUUCAUCUUCUCUUGAGUACUCUUGAAUUACUUUUCAAUAUUCACAGAUGUUAGUGUCAUGCACACAUUACUUUAACAAUGUAUUUGUCAGAACAGUAAACUCUCUUUUGUUUCUGGUU
This is a messenger RNA of Columba livia (rock pigeon), 10005 nucleotides long. It is a transcript of the gene RNF38, whose product is annotated as ring finger protein 38. The transcript has 12 exons. Gene Ontology annotation, biological process: protein ubiquitination. Gene Ontology annotation, molecular function: ubiquitin protein ligase activity. The record is from RefSeq and is a predicted model, not a curated record. Bases 99 to 1643 code for a protein of 514 amino acids. NCBI's taxonomy places the organism in Eukaryota, Metazoa, Chordata, Aves, Columbiformes, Columbidae.